This is a messenger RNA of Staurois parvus, 324 nucleotides long. NCBI's taxonomy places the organism in Eukaryota, Metazoa, Chordata, Amphibia, Anura, Ranidae. The record is from the annotation of a GenBank genome assembly.
AAACGUGUGACUGAAGGAUGUUUCUGCCCUGGGGGUACAAUGCCAUUCAGCCCUGCACUGGAUGUUUGUGUAUCUACAUGUGGAUGCGUUGGACCUGACAGGAUACCACGGAAGUUUGGAGAAGAGUUCCAGUCUGACUGCCAGAAAUGUGUUUGCAGAGAAGGUGGCAGUGGCAUCAUUUGCCAGAAACGCCAGUGUUCCAAGGUGAAACCCAUCAAGUGUGAUCUGGAAGGUUUCUAUGCUGAUACUCAGAUCAAUCCUUUGGACCCCUGCUGCAAUGCAUCUGUGUGCAAAUGUGAUCCCAACAAAUGCUCAACCAAUCCU